UUUAAUGAAAUUUGAAUGAUAAAUUGUCAUCUUUGUGACUGGUUUGAUUUUACUUUUCACCUGCUUCAUGGGAGUCUUAGUAAUUCUGAGUCUUUUUCAAAUGUCGCCUGAGUCAAGCUUUACAUUCUAAUUGUGUUGAUCCCAGAAAAACCGUCUUACAUGUUUAACUCAGACGCCAACGUGUGAUACAAGGGACUUGGAUGCCUUUCGUGACUCCACAGACCACAGGUGCUUUCCUCAUUUAUUUUUCAGCAGCAAGGUCUCUAAGGACUUUUGAUCUGAUCCUGUUUGCCUCAAAUGAGUCACCAGAGAGAAGGUAUGGAGAGUGUGUCGCCUCCUGGCAGAGUCAGUGUAACCUGAAGACGACAACACAACAAGGACCAGGACCAUCUUACGUUACAAGGAGCCACACCGUUUAAUAUAGCAAUGAGAUCCAUUCAAGCCUUCAGUGCUGUAGUUCUCCUCCUCACUUUGUUCACAAUCUUCUUCUCAUCCUUUCAACUGUCGACCACCUACAGCCACAAGGAUCUACCUCUUAGCUCCCAGGUCCAAGACAGCGAUGUGACAACGCAAUCCUCCAAGCAAGUAAGCUUCACGAAGCCUCAGCCUCAGCCUGUUGAUGUGCUCAAUGUGUCUGUGUCUGAAGACCUCAGAAAGACCAUACCUAAGAAUGGAGCGUACUGGAACCGCCUGCUGUACUCGGCCCUGAGCAUUCUGGACCAGGGGAACCUCCCCCACAGAGGGGACUGGUCCAGCUGCAGGGAGACGAAUCAGGAGCGGCUGCAAACCAAUGUGCACGACCUCGCCUCCUAUCCUGUCUUGUGGCAGGACUUCUUGCAGGGCCUGAACUGCAGCUCCUCUCCAGUCCUCAUCAAUCAGUCCCACAAGUGCAGCUCAAGACAAGAGAAUGGAAACGACCAAACCUUCCUGUUGUUCGCCAUCAAGACGACUCCUGGCAACUUUGAGAGGAGACAGGCGGUGCGGGACACCUGGGGCAAAGAGGGGGUGUAUCAGGGAGGCCUGAGGGUCCGCACAGUGUUCCUCCUGGGUACCCCCCCGCCGGACGCCAUCGACCUCAGCACACUGCUUUCAUUGGAAGCAAAACACUUCGGGGACGUCCUGCAGUGGGAUUUCCAAGAAUCCUUCUUUAACCUGACGCUGAAAGGGAAUAUGUUCCUCCAGUGGACACUAAAAAACUGUCCUCAUGCCUCCUUCGUCUUCAGUGGGGACGAUGAUGUAUUUGUCAACACACCAGCUUUGCUCAGAUACCUGAAGUCUCUGCCGGCUUCUCAAGCAUCUCACUUGUUUGUUGGACACGUCAUAAGGACAGCAAGUCCCCACAGGGACCCGACCAACAAAUACUACAUCCCUCUGAGCUUCUAUGAUGGCCCAUACCCUGCUUAUGCUGGUGGAGGUGGGUUUGUCAUCUCUGGAGGGUUGCUGCAGUCUCUAUAUUCUGUUUCUCAUUUCAUUCCCUUCUUCCCCAUCGAUGAUGUCUACACUGGGAUGUGCGCUAAGGCACUGGGAGUUUCUCCUGAGACACACCCAGGCUUUAGGACCUUUGACGUCAAGGAGCAAGAUCGUGGGAAUUUGUGUGUCCAUAAAGAUCUGAUUAUGAUCCACCAGCGCUCACCAGGGCAGAUGAAGAAGCUAUGGAAGGGCAUUAACAGCCCCCUGUUGACUUGUUGAACUACCGAUGAGCAAAACACGGAGCCAUGCCUUCUAAGUUUCAAGAUUACACAGCACAAGGAAUUGUAUCGUUGAAAUCUUCCAAGGACUUACAAAUCACCACAUAGCUAUUGAAGUUACAUUUUUAACAGGUCAUAAAUAUUUUUGAACUUAAAUUACUAAAGAAGCAUAUUUUAUUUUUGGUGAGUUAUUUGUAAAUAGUGGAAAACAGUCUACAGGGGCCAUUUUCACUCUACCAGCGAGUUUAAAUGACAAAAAUAAACCAAGACAAUUUAAAU
Platichthys flesus (European flounder) is the source of this 1967-nucleotide messenger RNA. RefSeq names its product UDP-GlcNAc:betaGal beta-1,3-N-acetylglucosaminyltransferase 2, like (gene b3gnt2l). Gene Ontology annotation, molecular function: protein N-acetylglucosaminyltransferase activity. NCBI's taxonomy places the organism in Eukaryota, Metazoa, Chordata, Actinopteri, Pleuronectiformes, Pleuronectidae. The transcript has 2 exons. The coding region runs from base 427 to 1689 and encodes 420 amino acids. Gene Ontology annotation, cellular component: membrane. The record is from RefSeq and is a predicted model, not a curated record.